Diabrotica virgifera virgifera (western corn rootworm) is the source of this 21395-nucleotide messenger RNA. Its product is annotated as aftiphilin. The transcript has 6 exons. The record is from RefSeq and is a predicted model, not a curated record. Gene Ontology annotation, cellular component: AP-1 adaptor complex; trans-Golgi network membrane. Gene Ontology annotation, biological process: intracellular transport. The coding region runs from base 277 to 4161 and encodes 1294 amino acids. Gene Ontology annotation, molecular function: clathrin binding. Lineage: Eukaryota; Metazoa; Arthropoda; Insecta; Coleoptera; Chrysomelidae.
GGGGUGUGUUCCAACAUAUGUGCAAUUAUCUGUUUUUAACCAAUAAAAUUUUAGAUUAUUGAGAAUAAUGUUCAUCCCUUUGUUGAAAAAACAGCUUUAACUUUAAAACUGACAUGUCAAUAAUCAAUAUGGUAACCUCUGUUUUUAUCUUUGACAGGAGAAAUUAAACACUAUUUUAAUAGAAAACAUUAAUAACAAUUAUUUUUUAUUCCACGUUAACUGUGUUUCAAAGUGUUCAUAAUAUAUAAUAUUAAAACAAAGUGAUACAUUAUUAAGAUGGCAAAUAUAAUUCCUCCACUUGUUAGCGAAACUCCACCACCACCCCCGUCAGACGAUGAAGAUGACGACGAAUUUGAUGAUUUCAGAGGGUCUAAUGAUAUAUCAUAUGGCUGUGACAGUUUUUCUCUAUCUUCUCCGGAACAGUCCCCUAAGAAAUUGCAUAAAGAAGUUUUAAAUAGCAAAGAUGAACCUGUUUUAUAUUUAGAAUCAGAAAAAAACGAUAUAGAUAACUCAAAGGAAACCUUGCAAGCUAAUGAUCUUGAAAGAAGUAAAGAUAAAGACGAAAAUUUAGUUAUAUCAACAGAUUCGUUAAAGGAAGACAUUACUGAAUCAACCAAUGAAAGUUCUGGUUCGAAAAGUAAAGAAUCUGAUGACUUUUUUAGUAAAAAUAAUUAUGUUAAUCAAGAAUUAGGAAAUAAUAUUACAGAAGACAUUCCAGGUCAAUUGAUUAUUGAAAAUAACUCAAGUCAUGAAAGCAAAAUUUGUGAUAAUAGUGAUAAACCAAUAAAAAACAAUCCUGAUAUAUCAAAUGAGGAUACUAAUGAACUGAAUACAUCAAAUGGUUGUUCUUUGGAAGACGCUGAUAGUAUAAAAAAAAUUACUAGUUUCUCAGACUACAGCUCAGGUACUACUUGGUCUGCGGAUUUUAUUAGUAGUGACAAUUACGAAAGUAACUUAGAAUCAGAAUUUUCUAUAUCCAGUGACAAUGCCAACUUGAAAUCAGUGAAUAAGGAUGAAGAGUUUUCAGACUUUUCAAAAGACGUUAAUACAGACGAUUUGGAAAAAUUAUCUUCAACGAUUAACAAAAAUAUUGAAACAGAAGAUUUAGAAACUAUUAGUAAAUCAACACAUUCCAAAAAUAUACGUAACACUGAAAAAACUGAUCUAGUCAAAGAUAAAAAUCUUCAAAACGAUUCACAAAAUAAUUUUAACCAUAAUGGCGAUAAUACUGAUUUUAAAAUUGACAGCGAAGAUGAGGACUUUGGAACAUUUGCUUCACAAACCAUAUUUGACAGUUCGCCGAAAUUUGCAGAAAAUGAAGUGGAACACAUAAAUGCUGCAUUAACUAGGAUAAAGGAAACUAAAUAUUUAGAAACUGAAGAUAAAUCUUUUGUUCAGUCUCAAAAUUGUUCACCUGAUGAUGAUUUAUCUGAAGCAUCUAAAUAUGUUGAACACACGGAUUAUAAAUCUGAAACUAACACACAGAAAGAUACUAGUUCGGAAAUAUUUCAAGGUUUUCCAGUAUUUGGAGCUCAUGAUGUAAUUAUGGCAUGUGAAUUCGGCGAUUUUGAAAAUUUUACAUCUGUCACUGAGGGUUCAACAGAACAGCAGAAGCAAGAUGUAAAGGAAGAUGAGACUUCAGAAUUUGGUGUUUUUACGUCAAGUGCAUCACAGGAAGAUAACGAUUUUGGAGAUUUUGGUAAUUUUACGUCACAAGCACCUCCAUCCACAAGUAAAGAAGAAAGUUCUACAGGUGUAGGAGAUGACGAUGAUUUUGAUGACUUCGCCUCAUUUCCUGCAACAACUGAUCCUAAAGGAGUAAAUCCUGAUGUUCCUGAUGAUGGUUUUGGAGACUUCGGUAAUUUCACGACGUCUACUUCUGAUCUGAAGCCAGAUAAUCAAUCACUAGAAGACGCAUUGCCUGUUCUUGAUGUAAAAGAAGUUUUCAAAAAAACUGAGGAGGUGGUGAAAGAUAUAUUUGUUCUUCCUGAAGAAGAACAGGAAGAUUUUAUCUAUUUUGAACUAGGGAAAGAUGAUUUUAUUUUCAAGCAAAUACAGGAUAUAACGGAUUCACCUGCUUUGACAUACCACUGGUCAAAAUCUUCAAGUCAGAAGUAUUUGCUCAAUAGCUUAAACAUUGAUGCUAGAAAUAUACUCCAUGGGCACAACUGGAACCCAUCAGUUCCAAAAUUCGCCGCGAAUUUGGGCGUUCAACCAUUGGAACCUAUUAAGAUGGAAUCUCUGACACCAUCGCCAUCUAAACCAACCCCUCCGGCUCCUCAAAUCAGCUCGCAAUCUUCUCAAGAGGCUCAAGAUGUACCAAGUGCGCAGUUCGACUGGACAAAUUCUGGAUUGGUGAAUCCACUCGACUAUUCAUCUAAUGAACCACCCACUCAACCUGUGAAACCGAAAGCCGCCAAAUCCAUCUCACCAAGCGUGGAGUUUGAAGAGUUCACCUCAUUCCAGUCUUCAAAAUCGUCGGAACAACCUCAGAUUCCCUCUUGGCCUAGUGUACCCUUAAGAGAAACAUACAUAUCUGAUGUUACACAAUCCCAUAUCGAUGUAGACGUAUGCCUACAACCUACCAUAGUAACUCCCGAAUUGCCUAGAAAAGGAAUCUCUGAAGACUACUCAGUGUUUAAUGAAACAAACCUAGCAGUUAAAGAUAUUGUUGAAAAGCAUGUCGAUGAUGUAGAAUUUGAUGAUUUUCAGAGUUUUCCCGAUAACGUUGAACAUAGUAGUAAUAAAAUAGAUGCAGAUCAAGUUCCUGAAAAAAAAUUGUCUGGCGACAGCAUUCAUGACAAAAGCAUUUUACAAUUAACACCUAUAUCAACAGGCAGUAAAACCAACGAUGAGACGAUAACACAGUUUGAUGCAUUUGUCGAUAAAAAUACUUUCGAUAAUACAGUAGAGUUUUCAAAACCAUCAAUUCCAGAAAUCACGAAUAUUUUUCCAGAAAUGCCAAGUAAUCCUGUACAAGAGCCUGUAAAAACACUUGAGUUACAACCAAAAACUUCAGGCGAUAACAAUGAAGGUGACGACGAUUUUACAGAGUUCCAUUCAUCAGUACCUUUACCCCAGCUGCAAGCUACACCAAUGCCAACCAUCUUGGAGCCUUUGAAGCCUGUGCCGGUCUACUCGAAUGCUCCUUCAUCUCAGAUUAACUGGCCGGAUCCAGGUGUUACCGAUGAUGAAAUCAGGAGGUUUGAAGAAGUUUUUUCGGUUCCACUAAACCAGGUAAACGAAGAGAAGCUUAGUUUCGAAAAUAAACAAGAGAAACCGAAGAAAGACAAACCGAGCGAAGUGAAAGUUAAUAAUAAUUUUAGUACGGUUCACACAAAGAAGCCUGAAAUAAAAGAAAAUGCAAGGACUGACUUCCCACUUUGGGAUACUUCUCCGGAAAAGAAACCUUAUAGGAAGCAGGAGUUCAAACCAGAACCCAAAAAGAUUGAAGCUAAACCGAAUCCUAUUGAAGAUGACGAAUGGUCAGAUUUCGUGUCUGUGCAAAAACCCUCCCCAAUUCACAAAGCAAAAUUCUCAGACCGAAAUCAAACAUCUAGUCCCGAUUUACCUCUAUCUGUUCUGAAUUUAGGGAGCAUACAACCGGCUAAACAGCCUAUUCCUGUUAUUACACCCCGAGGAUUGGUUCAAACCAAACUAUCAACUAAUAUGAACCCCGUGAAUCAACAAAAAUCUAACUUGAUACAUCCUAAGCCUUCUUAUGGCCAACCUGUAUUACAACCUUCUAUUAUAAGCAACCAGUUUGCUUCUCAGGCUUAUAACGUGGGUAUGAACGCCCCGCAACCUUAUAAUUUUAUAUCAAACAUGUCCCAAUCUUCUACUAGUAGCGGCACUCAAAAAUCUAGUCAUACAAUCACAAACAUAAUGGCUAAUGGCCAAGAAGACGACGAAUGGGGUGAAUUUGUAUCGAGCCCCUUACCACCACAGCUUCAAAACUCAUCUACCACUGUUGGACAUAGCUGGAACCAAUUCGUAUCUAACCCAGUGCGACUGAACAAUCCGAUGACAGGUAUACGAGACCACAGAAGGUCAAACAGCUCAGGAGGACAGAAAAAAGGUAGCCACGUUCCAGGAAUGGUAUUGCCAGAUUUGGAUUUCAAGGCUCUCAAAGAGCGCUCUAGUGUUACUAGGAAGAAAUGACCAAGGAAUCAGGUCGUACUCUAAGGUUGUAUAUUUGUACAGAUAAAAUUUUAUAGUACUGAAAUCACCGAAGUUUUUACCUUUCAGAAAGUAGAAUGUUUAUAUAAUAGAUAUGUUUAAUUUUAAAUUAUUUUCUUGAAAACUAAAAAGUUUAUAAUACCACUAAAAAGUCACGCAUAAUCAAACAAUUUCAAUAGACCAUUGAACGUACUAAUAAGUGAUAAAUAAUAUAGUUAAUGUAGUUAAAAGCUGCAGUUAGCUACUUAUUUAUUUUAAGAACGUUGUGACAACUAAAACCGAGUGUAUAGAGUUUUCAAGUUGUUUACUAUAUUGGUAAGAAAAUUGUUUGUCGGUAAGUCAAUUCUAUUAGAAUUCUCUGUGAAAAAAGAAUAAUAGCAAAAAAAGAAUGAUGGCAAAAUAGUGUAGUCACUGAAGGUGACUAUUAUAUGAGCUAUUAUCUCCGAUUUCGUUCAACCUCCAUCGAUUUGCAUGAAAAUUGGUGAGUCGUUAGAGGAUAUCUCAAGAAACAAAGGUGACAUGGUGCCAACUUGCGCUUUUACCCUGGGGGUGGAUGCCACCCCUUCUCGGGGUGACAAUUAUUUUAUUAAAAAUAACCCCAUAAUUUGAUAGAAGGACAAAUUCUAAGCAAAAUUUGUUAUAUAAAGUUAUUAAAAUAAAUCAAAACUUUUUGAGCUUUUAAAGAUCAAAAAUUUUUAUUUUUCGUAAGAAAAAUGCAUGUUUUUAACCGAUUUUUCAUAGAUAACUCAAAAACUCUAAGUUUUUGCAAAAAAGUUAUUAUUACCAAAAUUGAAGCUAAUAAAAAAUUAAAUAAAUUCCUUACUAAAAAAACCUUUUAUUAUUAACUAAAAGUGGUAAUUUAAUGCAUAUUUUUUUCGGCAAGUACCCAAAUCUAAGUAUUCAAGCUUAAAUUACGGGAAAAUGAUCCAUUUUAUACUUAUUAAACAUUUGUGAAAGUACUUAGAAAUAUCUAUCAAAUGAGAUACCGAACAAGUUAAUAGCAUUAAAAUUUAUGUUCCAAAAAUUUUUCAAACUUUAUCUUUUAAAAAUUUUUCCAAAAAAUGUUAUCUUUUUUUUAAAUAUUUUAAAACUCGUUAAACAUAAUCUUUCAAACCCCUUACUUUUUUAAAACUCAAAGAUUAAAUGGCCACUGUUACAUGGUUCUCGUAGCAAAAUUUAAGCUUUAAACGUUUCUAUCUCGGUUAUUUUUCACCCUACAGAAAUGGUAAAAAAGGUAUGAUAUUUGGUACAGAAAAAACUAAAAGUUUGUUAUUUACAAUUUUUUACGUAUAUUGAGUAUUUUUAUAGUUAUUAUCAAAAGAAAAUGAAAAUGACGAUAAUUUUAAAAAUUCUGAUUUUUUAAAAUUAUAUCGUUUAAAAUCGUUUAUUCAUUACUUAUGCUAAUACAAAUAAUUUUUUUUAAGGAUUACUAUAAAUUUUAAUUUUUGUGGAAAUGGCGUAUGUUUUAUUUUUCACUUUUUCGUAAAAAAUUCGAAAGGGUUCUCUUAGUUUCAUCAUAACUUGCUUAAUUUUGAUGCUAUUAACUUCUUCUGGAGCUCAUUUGUUAGGUAUUCUGACUGAAGUACUUUGAUAAGUGUUUAACAAGUAUAUUUUAUAAAAUGCAUCGUUUUCCCGUUAUUUAAUCUUGAAUACUUAGAUUUGAGUACUCAUCGAAAAAAAUAUACAUUCAAUUACCUAUAACUCGCUUUGAAUUAACAUUAAUUUAGUACUUUGAGUGAAUAGUGUAUUCAAUUUUUUAUUGUCUUCAAUUUUGGUAAGAAUAACUUUUUUGUAAAAGCUAAUAUUUUUUGAGUUAUAAGUGAAAAACAGCUUUAAAACGUGCAUUUUUCUACGAAAAAAUAAAAUCUUUGAUCUUUAAUAACUCAAAAAGUAUUGAUUUACGUUAAUAACUUAAUAUAACAAAUUUUGCUUAGAAAAAAAGACCCAAAAAACGAUGGUACGAGAGCUGGAGCUCCGGAUCGCAGCAGAGACUGUAACAGAAGAAACAGGACAUAGUCCUAUUACAAGAAAAAGAAGAAGAAAAUGAAUCAUGACGUUUGGGCAAAGAUAAAAUGGAACCACUAUAUAAGUAAAACCUUCCACUAGCGAUCACUCUCGGGGAAUCACAAUCUGGCCGCUAAAGAGGAGUGGUCGUUUAAGAGAGAACAUAGGAAAAUUAAAGCAACUGAGCUGCAUUUUACGUUUUUUAUUUACAUAUUAAAUAUAAUUUUAAUUAUUUCUAAUUUCAAUUUAUCAGAAACAUAAAUAAACAUAAUGACAUCAAUUUAAGAAUAGUUGUAUACUUUUUUGAAAACUGUAUAGUAAAAUUUUAAUUUUUUAAAAUAAUUGCAAAGUAAUGAUUGGUUCAUACUUUUUAAUUUAUUAAAAAAAAUCAGAUUCACAUUCUAUUAAAAGUUUAGGAAUAUUUGUGGAAAUGUUAAUUGUCAAUUCAAAUCCAUUGAUAAAUUUUAAGAUUUUUAAACUGUUGUCAGAACGUUUCGUCAUAGAUUAUGUGAUCCUUAUAUUUGUCUGAUUUAUUUACUCAUAUAUUUAUAUUUAUCUCUAUUUAUUAAAAAUUGUUCUGUUUUAUCAAUUGACAUGAAAAUUUCGGUGAUUUCUCACAUAGUUACUUCACUGAAGGUGUACAUUUUUUGUCAAAAUUGUAAAUUAUUCUAAUAUAUCGAAAAAAAAUGUGCUAAACGCGUAUGGGUUAUAUACGUUUUAAUUUGUACUUAAAGGACAUAGUACCGAAAUAAAUGUGUUUAAUAAUUGAAUCUGUAGUUCCGAGAAUGUGAAUGUAGAAGUUGUUUUCAUUCAUAUGAUGUAACUUUCUUAACUAUUUCGCAUAAUUUUACAUUUACUACACCAUUUUUUAUAUAUUCAACUUUGUAUUAUAUAUUCUUAAAUUAUUAUGUAGACUGAAACAUAAAGAGUGUUUAGUUAUGAUUGUGUUUAAUUAUUAGAAGAUUAUUGUUAUAGAAUACAUAUACCAUUUAAUAAACAAAUAUUGUUACAUCGAUUUUUGAUAUUCGGUACUAUGUCCACACUCUUUUCUACUUUCAGGUAAAAUCAUUAUGGAUAUUUUGCAAUCUUUGCAUUGAACCCUUUUUAAUAUUUAUUUUACUAUAGGGAUAAUGUUACAUUUUUUACAGUUUUAGAGGCAUUAAAACAUGUUUUAUAUUUUAAAAAUUCGAGAUUAUAGAUCAGUACAAUUUUAUUUUUUAAAUUAUUUAAAAUUUUAUUAGAAAUUAUUCCCACAUUACUUAGAAAAUUAAAGUAUAUUUUUUCUAAUUAUUGUAUUAGUAGAACCCCAACUAUCCGUGCUCCAUGGGAGUGAACGUGGCAAGGAUAAUCCGAACAUUUAUUUCUCAUCUAUGGUACAUAUGUACACACAUACAUAUGUACCUGCCAUAAAAAGAUUACAGAAAAAAAAAGAAUGUGUGCGUACUUUGUACGCACGUAAGAAGUUAUACUUGUCUUAUAUAAUUUCAACGAAAUAAAUAUACUUAACAGUUACAAUACCAAAAAUUAACAAUAAUUACCAAAAAUUAACCAAAACUUAACAAUAUCAAAAAUUAAAAAAAAAAUGAAUCGUCCGGGAUUGGAACCCGCGAUCUCUCGAUCUCUGGUCCAAUGCUAUACCAACCGAGCUAUCAAGCCCCGUGCUAUUGACGUGUCGGAUACAAUUACACAUCACGGCGACAAAUAGAUCAAAGUGAAGUAUAAAAAUAGAUAUUUUAUCGUACGCCCGAGGAAGACAAAUCCAAAGACACAAAAAUUAUAAUAAAUAAUACAUUUACUAAGAACAAUAAUAUAUUCUUUUAAUGACUUAUUUGCGCUGAUACAUACAUAAUUUGAAAGAUUAGCAACGAACUACAUACUGUCUGUCUGCGCAUGCGCCAGGCAAUUAUAAAAUUUCACCCUCGAUCGUAAAGAAGUAUAACUUCAAUAAAUCUUAUAAGUUCGAACUAACUCCCAGUUCAAUAUUCUGGCCUAUUCUACGUAAGUUUAAAAUAUCGUCAAGGUCCGAAGGUUCUCGUUGUUCAAGUCUUAUAGAAUAUUGUCAUCUUCCUGAUUAGCUACUCGUUUGAUUGAUACCGUCCCAUCAUUUUCUUCGUCUUGACUCUUCAAAUGGUUCUUUGAUUUUUAAGUGUUCAUGAAAAAUGCUUGAUUAGCACACAUUGGCCCAGAGAUCGUUACGCCCUCCGAUAUUUUCUUCAGAAACCAGUUGGUUGGAAAGUGCUUCAGCGAGUUGUUAAAAAGUCGAUCCUUUCAAUGAUUUACGUGCAGUUAUGUUUUUAAGAAUCAGACUGACAUAAGAAAUUGUGUAGAUUUAUUUUGUAUUUAUUGAUACGGCGUAUUGUUUGCUUGCCAACUUCAUAGAUUCGUGACAAUGAUCCAAGACAUUGACCCUUGUCACUUGUGUUUAAAAUCCCUAGUUUUUGUUCAAUCAUUAAAAUAUUUAUUUGCGUUUACAUUACUUACUGCCAUUUGGAAACAUCUUUUAAGAAUAUAUGAGAGUAGCGGCUCUUUUCUCAGCCACAGGUGACAAGUGAAUGAUUUCCAGGGAUUCACCGAGCACUGUUGCUAUCGAUAUUGCAUUAUGUGUCUCCCUCACGCGCUAUAGAGUUUCCGUCGAGUGUUUUACAGUGACGCUAUUUAGAUAAAACCUCAAAAAUUCAAUUUGAGUAAUGGAAAAUCAUAGGAUGGAUAUUUCGUAGCCAGGAUAAUCCACUCACGGAUAAUCGGGGUUCUAUUAUUAGAGCAACGAGAACCUUCAGACCUUGUCGAUAUCUUGAAGUUGUGAAGAAUAAGUCAAAAAAUUGAAUUGUGAAUUAGUUUGAACUUAUGAGAUUUAUUUUUUCUGUUUUCUUUUUAUGGUAGGUAAAUAUGUAUAUGUGUACCGGGUGUCCCAAUAAGAAUGCCUCUUGGCCAUAUCUCAGAAACUGUUUAUAGUACAGCUUUGAGAAAAAAAUAUUUAUAACAAAAGUUGCCUCGGGAAAAGCCUGAAAAUUAUUUUCAUAAUUGUAGGUCCACCGAUAGAGGGCGUAAUUGAAUAUCAAAAAUUAAAAAAUCAAACAGUUCCCUAAUCACAGGACACUGGAAAUCCAAUCAUCGUAUUCUUCCUAAAAUUCUGCGCAUAUUUGAUUUCACAAGUUUAAGUCUACCUUUGCAAAUAAGAGGUGGGGGUGAGUGGGAACCUUCUUAUGAAAAAAUGGCUGUAAGUCCGGUUCUGCUAAAUCGAAUGUUGCAUACUUGGUUUUGUUGAAAACAGCUCUUUAUCUUCAAUGUAAGUGUGUUAUUUUUGAAAUAGCCGAAUAAGUAAUAAGCAAGCUAGGAGGCGUUAUUUAAUUAUUUUCAGAAAUCUAGUUUUCUUUGGAAAAUAUUAAAUACAAGUAUGAAUUUUUAAUCUUGUAUUAAAAAAUUAGACCAAAUUAGCAACAUAAUACCGAAAACCGCAUGUCGAUACCUUUUUUCUAUCUCGAGAUAUCUUAAAUGUGUACAUUUUAAACAUAACUGUUAGUGUCACUGGUAAACGAGCUUAAGGAAAAAUAGAGUGCUAUGGAAAAAACAAAUAAACAUUUUUCAGAUGUUAACGUAUAUAAUUAAUUAAAACAACAAUAAGACUAACAGCACUAUAAAAUAUAACAAAGAAAUAAAAACAACUUCUUACUUAGUCUUAGUGACUGCCUAAAUGUUCAAAUUGUUGCCCAUCAUUUUCGAUGCAAGCAUUUACUCUUUCAAGAGUAGAUUGAAUAGCAACAGAUUUAACUGUUUCAGACUUUUAUUUACGGGGACGGAUUAAAGACCUUGUUUUUGCCGUUAGGUCCACUACUCGAGAAAACAUGAUCUAGAACCUAGAGAAUACGAAAGCCAUUCAAAGCAUUGCGAAAGCAGAAAUUGAGACUGCUGUUCAAUCUACUCUUGAAAGAGUAAAUGAUGACGGGCAACAAUUUGAACAUUUAGGUCGUCACUAAGUAAGUAACGUUUGUCUAAUUUACUUACCGUUGCACGUCAUUAUCUAUGUCAGAGAUCUAAGUUGACAUUGUUGCCAAAGUAUAAAAAAAUCCUGAAUCCAUUUUAAAUCAAAUAGAUCACAUAAUUAUUGCAAACUUUAAUUAUACAACAAAACAAAUUAAUAUUCAAUGUAAAUAAAUAAAAACAUUAGAAAUAGAAAACUAGAAUUAAGUUAUAAUCUUACCUUAAAGUAAAUAAUAAAAACAAUAAAUAUAAUAAAACAAAUACUUAGAGUAAAGAAUAAAAACAAAUCUAAAGUGUCAAUACCGCAACUGUCAAAUAAAUGUUACCAAUUUAUGCCAAAAUGUCACCUUCGUUCGACUACAGUUACAGUGUGUUCCAAACAAAUGUGCUUCAUAAAAACGCUUUAUAAUCCAUUUAUGCAAAUUAAACGAAAUAUAUUAUUGUGUAUUUCUUUAAGUUAAAAUUAAUAGAAAUCUUCAAAUAUUAUUUCUACGCGUAUAUAAUAAAAUAUGUCUAGUGGCUGUAAUUCCAGUGUACGCAAAACGAUUCUAAAAAAGAACACACCUACCGCCUAAAUAUUUCGUGUUGGUAUCAUGUCACGUCACGGGCUAUGACGCGGAUGACGUGCAACGGUAAGUAAAUUAGAUGGAGUAUAGUUGCUUUUAUUUGUUUGUUAUAUUUUAUAGUGUUUUGUCUUAUUGUUGUUUUAAUUAAUUAUAUACGUUUACAUCUGGAAAAUGUUUCUUUUUUUUUCCAUAGUACACUACUUUUCCUUAACUUCGUUUACCGGUGACAUUAAAAGUUGUUUAAAAUUUACACGUUUCUUAAGAUAUCUCGAGAUAGAAAAAAGGUAUCGACAUGCGGUUUUCGGUAUUAUGUUGCUAAUUUGGUAUAAUUUUGUAAUAAAGGAUUAAAAAUGCAUACUUAUAUUUAAUAUUCUCCAAAGAAAAAUAGAUUUCCGAAAAUAAUUAAAAAACGCCUACUAGCUGGCAUAUUACUUAUUAGGCUAUUUCGAAAAUGAGACUCUUACAUUGACGAAAAAGAGCUGUUUUCAACAAGACCAAGUAUGCAAAAUUCGAUUUAGUAGAACCGGACUUACAGCCAUUUUUUCACAAGACGGUUCCCACUCACCCCCACCUCUUAUUUGCAAAUGCAGACUUGAACCUAACCUGUGGAAUGAAAUAUGCUCAGAAUUUUAUGAAGAAUACGAUGAUUGGAUUUCCAGUGCCCUUUCAUUAGGUAACUUUUGUAAAAUUUUGAUUUUUUAAUUUUUGAUAUUCAAUUACGCCCUCUAGCGGUGGACCUACAAUUAUGAAAAUAAUUUCCAGGCUUUUCCCGAGGCAACUUUUGUUAUAAAUAUUUGUUUCUCAAAGCUGUACUAUAAACGGUUCCUGAGAUAUGGCCGAGAGCCAUUCUUAUUGGGACACCCGGUACAUAAUAUGUAUCAUAUAUAAGAAAUAAAUAUUUGUAUUGUCCUUGUCACGCCAGUCCUGUGGAGAACGAAUAAUCGGGGUUCUACUGUAUAUCUUUAAACUAGUCAACCCAGAUGAUUUUAUUUUUAAAAUUUUAGGAUUCUACUAAAAGCAUCAAAUUAUUUUAUACAUACAAUUCAUCCAAAAUUGGUUUGUAGCAGCUGGUCUAGGAGGAAUAACUGAGUGAAUAAGUGGUGAUUUUCUGGCUGUGUAAAUGAGCACCUACGACAACAGUAAAAAUCAGCACAAAGUUAAAGACACUUUAAACUUUCAAAAGUAGUUAUAGUACAGGAAAUAAGAUCAGUAGACGUCAAGGCAGUUGUCACCUUCAACAAAGUGUCCAAGAAUGAUAGAAAGCCGAAGAAAAACAGAGACAGUAAUAAAACUAUUUAUAGAUGUAUUUCGUUUGCCGUUGAAGCUUCAGAUGCAUCAAAUAUAAUGUUUCAAAAAGACUAUGAAAAUGGUUAUUCAUUUUUUUAUAAUAUGUUUCAUAUCAAAAAUAUGAUACGGCGUAUACAUUUCGACAUAUUUGUACUAAUAUUAUCAUUCAUAUUACCAUCAUGAUUGUUUUAGUUGAAGAUCUUUUAGCUAAACCGAUGAAAGUUUCUGGAUGUUAUGGUUAUGGUACAUCGGGGUACACCCACUUGUGAGCCCUUCAGAAGUUUCUGGAUACAAUGUGUUGAGAAUAAUAUGCUUUAGUGCCUCUUAGAUUAUAUUUUAUAGCUUUAACCCAAAUUGAGUUUAAAACAUUUGUUCAACAUAUUGUGCCUUAUUCUUUGUUUGUAUGGUCGUAGCAAAAAGAUGAAAUAGUAAGCUAGAAAAGUUAAAACUCGUUCAAAACUCAGGUUCAUUCAUUUUUUUUAUAUUCAGUUACAAUAUCGAGUUAAACUUUUUAUAGUAGUCCGCCAUUUUUGAAUAGAUUCUGCAACGGAAGAGGUUAUUGAUGAGGUUUCUCUUAAAAAUAAAAAUGCAUUUAUAUAAAACAUUAUAAUAGUAAUAAUAAACAUUUUUUUGUUACUAAUAUCCCGAAAUGUUGCGUUCAAUCUUUACUUUUUAGGACUUCGACACACCUGUCAUGCAGCUUUCCGAUUCGACUACGAUCAUACAACCGGACGACUGUAUGACAGUACUGAACAAGGGCGCACUGUACUAUUAUGUUGUGAAUACGGCGGACUAUACCUAUCCAUCGCGUGACCAAUUCUACUCCUACACAUCUCCGAUCAAACUCCGACCUUGCUGACUAUUCGUAUACAUGCUGCGGGACGCUUGUCUUUUAGUGUUUUGCGCGGUAUUGUUUUUUGUCAUUAAUGUCUAACCUAAAAAGUAUCUUAACUAAUACAGUAUUACAAAAUAAUAAUACAGAAUAUUAUCUUACCUUCUAGAGCUCUUCUAAAAUAUGUUUCCUGUCUGGACAAUGGACCGUGAUAGUGUGACGUCAAAAAGGUUUCCAAACAAAACAUACGUUUGACGUCUGUCAAUUGAUUAUACACGUGGUUUGUGUAAUCAUUUUUAAUUUCAUUUUGUUUUAAAAAUCAUCUGCGCAAUUUUUACAAAGACACAAUCAUUGUUAGUCAUAUCAAUCAUAUUGCUUUUAAUUUUAUAAAUGUCCCUACACAAAAUCAAGGAUUUACACACUACAUAGUACUUACUGCGUAAAAAACUUAAAAAACUUGCAAGUUCUCCUCUAUCAGCAUUGAUUACAAUCAUUACCAUUUUGUAAAAAUUAAGUAACCUACGUCCAUAAAGUAACGCAUAAAUUCAUUAUUUCGUAAAUCGGAGACUUUAAGGAAAAAUCCCGAAACAGGUCGAUUUUUAUUUUUAAAUUACGAUUUUUUUGGCAUACAUAGCAUACUAGUGACGUCAUCCAUUUGGGCGUGAUGACGUAAUCGAUGAUUUUUUUAAAUGAGAAUACGGGUCAUGUAAUAGCUCAUUUGAAAGGGUAUGUAAUUAUCUAUUCAAUAAUAUAAACAUUAAUAUAAUUUUUAUACAGGGUGUCCAAAAAAUGUUUUUUUAAAUUAAAUUAAUUGGUACAAAAAGAUGAAUGUAUGUAAUUUGUUUAAUUCUAAAUAUAUUUUAUUGGUACCAGAAAACAUAAAAAGGUUUUAUUUAAAAAAUAAACAUUGAUUUUCGCUCAAGCGUAAUGUUAAACUUCCAAGAGGCAGGUGGGUGGCAGCUCUAACAUUGAAUUUAAGCGAAACGCAAUAUUUAUUAUUUGUCAAAUAAACAUGUAUUCCUGUUUUCUGACAAAAGUAAAACGAAUUUUGAAUUAAAUACAUUCUUCUUUUUGUCUCAAUUAAUUUAAUUAAAAAAAUAUUUUUGGACACCCUGUAUAAAUAAUUAUGUUAUUUUUUGUAUUAGUAAAUAGAGAUACCCUUUCAAUUGAGCUAUCACAUGACCCCUAUUCUCAUUUAAAAAAAUCAUCGAUUACGUUAUCAAGCCUAGAUGGAUGACGUCACUAGUAUUAUAUAUAUGCCAAAAAAUUGUAAUUUGAAAAUAAAAAUCGACCUGUUUCGGAAUUUUUCCUUAUAAGUCGCCGGUUUACGAAAUAAUGAAUUUAUGGGUUACUUUAUGAACGCACUGUAUACAUAUUCCAAUUAUGAAAACCAUAUAAAAACGAAAAUAAAAAUUGGCAAACACCACGUGUGAAUUUUUGACAGAUGUUUGUUGUGUUUGGAAACCUUUCCAGAGUAUCACCUUUUCCUUCAAUUUAAGUUCCAACUCAUGAACGUGUACAUCAGCAUUCUGAAGUAUUGAAAAAAAUUAGUCUUGUCAUCCAACAGUCAAGGUAAAAGGAUAAGAAGCUCGCCUUCUUCUGGAGCAACAAUCAAUGGCAUCACAAUAAACAAUAUAAGGUAUGCAUGUUUACUACAUAUGAACUGCACAAGAUACUUUCUUUGGCUGAUAAAGUUCUAGAAUGUUCAGAACUUGUAGCUGCUGGCUAGUGAACCAGAACAAUACAUUUUUAGCCAAAAAUUCGGAACAUCUUAAGGGGCUAUCCUAGUGUAAAAGUACGAAAUUCAUAUAGUUUUUUUGGGAAUUUCUAAAAUAAAAAGUACUACAUCAAUUAUUUUUAAAAUUUGCACUAGCAUUUAUUAUAAAAAGAAAUACAUGGAAAACAAUUUUCAUAAAAAAAUAUUGAAAAUUAAACGAUUUAUGCGCCAUCGACUGGCACCUUCAAAAUAAAAACAUGGCCCCACUGCUGCAGUGAUUGGGAAUAAUAGAGAUCCUGAAACAUAAAAUUUCAAAGUGAUUAUUGAAACAUAAGUUAUUUCUUAUACCAUCAACUAAGAUUUUUGAAAAAUAUUAAAAUUUGUAAAAAUGACGAAGUGUUGAAAAUUAUUUUUUAAAUUAGCUAAAACAUUUUUAGUUUCAAAAACCGCCAAAUUGACAUUUUUUAUCGGAUCAAAAAAUCCCUAGUUGAUGGUAUAGAAAAUAACUUAUACUCCAAUAAUAUCUUUGAAAUUUUAUGUUUCAGGAUCUCUAUUAGUCCCGAUCAGUGCAGCAGUGGAGCUAUGUUUUUAUUUUCACGGUGCCAGUAUAUGGCGCAUAAAUCGUUUAGUUUUUAAUAUUUUUUUAUGAAAAUUGUUUUACGUAUACUUCUAUUUAUAAUAAAUAUUCAUGCAAACUUUCAAAACGAUUGGUACAGUACUUUUUAUUUUAGAAAUUCCCAAAAAUGUAUAUGAAAUUCGCACUUUUACACUAGGAUAGCCCCUUAAGAUGUCUUAAAUAAUACGACUAGAAAAGUUAUAAUUCAUAAUUUGUGUACGGUACAUUUGACCUACCCUGUUCUCAGUAUAAUUUUCCAACAGUUUUUCGAUAAUGUCAAAUAUUUUGAUCAUAACAAAAAUAUUGUCUUGUUAAUGUAUAAAAAAAAGGUCUUCAAAAAAGCAAUUGGACUUCGUAAGUCCUAGGUUUUCACCUAAGUUAAUAUUUGAACUCUUCGUGUAACUUUUCGUCGAUUGAUUUACGAUUUCACUAAUUUUUAGUCAUUUUUAUCAAAUUUCCGGUCAUAACUUUUUAACCGAAAGUAUGUAUACAGGGUGAGGCAGAUAAAAGGCCUAUUAGAAAUCUCUCGAGAACUAAAGGUAAGAGAAUCAUGAAAAUCGGAAUGCAGGGGUUUUGAGGUAUGAACUAUUUAAUGAAAAUAUUUUGGUCUCUUUGCUACUUCCGGUUACACCGGAAGUUAAUUGUAACUUCGUUUUUUUAAAUAGGACACCCUGUAUAUUUUUACAUUUUUGAAUUUUACUCGAUGUCUUUUUUCUUAAAAUAUGAGGUUUUGUAAUAUUAUACAGGUAGUUUAAAAGAUAAUUACGUUUUUUUAUAAAUUUUGUAGCAAACUUCAUAUCCUGUAGAAUUGUACUGAUUUGAUUGACAAAAACUCCAUUUAUCCUCAGAUGCUUUCCAAUAUAGUCUAUAAUUAUUGAAAAUUAAUAAUAUACGCUGUGAGCUCGUACGUAGAGGGGAUAUUUAUAAAUUCGUGAGCGCCAGUAGUGACAAGUCUGUAAACGUUUACCGGAAAUUUGACAUAAAUGUCAAAGUGAUUAAUUUUAAAUUAAAAUUAAAAACAUUAAUUAUAAAAAAUAUUAGUUGAUCAAAGCUGUGGUUUAUAUUUUUACCUUAAAUAUAUUUACGUUUUAAAUACUGAAUUUGCGUUUUUUAAUGUUCUGUAAUAUGUAAUUAUAAAUUAAUCUUGGCGCCAUCUACAUGAUAAUUGUGAAAGUAUCCGAAGUAAGAAAUUAAUAUUUCAUCAAUAGAACGUCAAAAUGAUUAGCAAAAUCUUAAAAAAAUCUAUUACAAUUUAAUUACUUUUUAGCGUUGUAAAUAUUAAGCGAUAACAAUUAAAUAAUAAAUUUAAAAAUUACCGGUGAAAGUUGAAUUAGUAACCGCUAGGAGCGACACCAGCGAAGCUCAGAGCGUAUAGCGAAAUGUUUAAUUUUAGGAUACAGGGUUGGUCGAAACUCGGAGUGAGUAUUUUCUGAGUUUUCUUAAACACCCUGUAUUUUUGUAUUGUAAUGAAAUGAUAUUUUAUAGUACUUUUUUAUUUAUUAAGCAUUCCCUAUACCUAACUGCUUUAAUUUGUAAGUUAUUCGUAGUUCUUUAAGCCAAACAUUCAUUGCAAAAAAAUUACGUGAAAUUUUAUUAGGUGUGCCGUGAAAAUAUUCAAUCAUAAAUAAUUUUUCGAAAAUAAACACAUAUUAUUAAUCUCGACUGACCCUUAAUUUAUUAAUACUGGUUGAUAUAUCAAAAUACUUACGCAGUUAAGAUUGUUGGUGUGUUUAAUAUUAAUAAAAACAUAAAAUAUCCUAUGUACUUGGCUAUAACUUUGAAUCUGCUUAAACAUUUGCUUUGCUUAAUCAUUUUACUUUUUUGAAGUUCUAUUUGCUUUCCUACAAUUACUAAUAUGAAUUUUUCGAAUGAUGAACUGAUUCAGAUGUUUUUUUGUUCUAGGAGAGUAUAACAAUUAAAAAUGUGCUACUAGCAAUCAGAAUAUAUCAUCAGCAAUUCCAUGAUAGAUGACAACCAAAAAGAGGAACUUUUUAAAAUUUACUAGAGCGGUUUCAACGAACUGGACAUUUAGGUAGAUUACGAGAAAUCUGAUCGAACAAAAACUAUUGUAAAUGAUUAAAAUGAAUUAAAUGUUAGUGUUACUGAGAAUCUGCAUAUUAGUAUAAACGUUCUCGUAAUCUAAGUGUCUAGUACGUCAAAACUAUUCUAGUAAACUUUUAAAAGUUUCUCUUCUUGACUGUCGUCUAUCAGGGAGUUGCAGAUGAUAAAUUCUUAUUGCAAGUAGUACAUUUUUGUUAUAUUCUUCUAGAAAAAAAACUUUACUAAUCAUUUCCCCAUUACAAAAAUAUAUGUUAGCAAAGCAACUGGAACUAUAAAAAUAAUAUAAUGUCUAACGUUUAAUCAAGUUUAGUGUCAAAGCCAUAGCCAACUAGGUAGAUGGUUUGUUUUUAUUGAUAUUUUAUGCAUCAUACCAACAAUCUUAACAACGUAUUCAUUUUGGUAUUUUUUCCAAUAUUAAUAAAUUAAGGAUCAUUAUAGAUUAACAUGUAUUUAUUUUCAAAACAUUAUUAAUGAUUGAAUAUUUUCACGGCAAACCUAAUAAAAUUUCACGCAAUUUUUGUUGCUAUUAAUGUUUGGCUUAAAAAAACACGAAUAACUUACAAAUUAAAGCAGUUAGGUAUAGGGAAUGCUUAAGAAAUAAAAAAGUACUAUAAAAUAUCAUUUCAUUACAAUACUUAAAUACAGGGUGUUCCAUUUAAGAAAACUGAGAUAAUACUCAUUCCGAGUUUCGGCCAACCCUGUAUACUAAAAUUAAACAUUUCUCUAUAUUAAUAAUUUUUAAUAAUAAUAGACUAUAUUAAAAAUCACUUGAACAUAAAUGAAGUUUUUGAUAUCAAAUCAGUACAAUUCUACAGGUUGUGAAGUUUGCUACAAAAUUUAUAAAAAAUCGUAAUUAUCUUUUAAACUACCCUGUAUAAUAUUACAAAACCUCAUAUUUUAAGACAGAAGACAUCGAGCAGAAUCCAAAAAUGUAAAAAUAUACAGGGUGUCCUGUUUAAAAAAACAAAGCUACAAUUAACUUCCGGUAUAACCGGAAGUAGCAAAAAAACCAAAAUAUUUUCAUUAAAUAGUUUAUACCUCAAAAUUCAAGUAUUCCAAUUUUCAUUAUUUUUUUACCUUUAGUUUUCGAGAUAUUUCUAAUAGGCCCUUUAUCUGCCUCACCCUAUAUAUAACAAAUUUUGUUCUCGCCUUGCUAAGGCGCGGCGAAUAGUAUAUCGCUUAUACUAUUUGGGCGACUUAAAAACAGUCCUUCCGGUUGUAACUCCGGAACAGGAAGUCCUAGGCCAAAUAUCUCACCUUUAAUAGAAUCUUAGGGUUAUAAGUUCUCAUUAGACACCGCAUUUGUCAUUGUAUUUGUUCUAAUAACGGAUGAGUUGUGUUCAUGGACAGACAGACAUAAAUAAUUCAACGCUUUCACUAUUUCUUUUUAAUGCAAAAUGACUGAAAACAAUAACGAUUGUUGUACAUAUCACUAGGUGUUGUGAAUUGUGUGAUGCAAAAUAUUAAAUGGUUCUUAAUGUUGUUCUGAAGAUAUUUUUAUAGUAUUUUGUAUUUUGACAACGAAACCCGAUUUGGGCUUCGAAACGUUAAUAAAAUCAUUUUUUUGGUAAAAUUGUGGCUUAUUUCCCAUUAAAAGUAAUUGAUUAAAUGGUUCUGUUAAAAGCUAAUUUUUUUAUAAAUAUAGACGUUGUCUUCUAAAAUAUUUCUGCCAAUUCGUUGUUUUAAACGAUUAAAAACUUGCUUACUAGUAUUUUACUUACGUUAACAAAUAUUUCUAAAAUGGCUGGCUAUUAUGAACAUAAUUUAACUUUUCGCCGGUAGUUAUCUAGAAAACAUUUGAACUACCACACAUACAGUGGACGGCUAAAUUAUGGAAUAUUAUCAUUAUUUCGAGAACCGUCGAGUUUUGAGGGUAAUCCCGAAACAGGUCGAUUUUUGUUAUAAAAUACCCAUCUUAUAACGUACAUGGAGUAAGGAUGACGUCACCGGUGUGGGUGUAGUGGACGCCCAGCGUUUGGAAUAUGUUUAACGUGCCCAGUUUCUCCAAAUUUUCGGACUAUUUUACUUACUGUUGAUUGGCUGAUGGGUCUGUCUGGAUAUUUUGCGUUGAAUAAAUUGCAUACCUCGUUCUGUGUUCUUUUUUUAUCUCCACAUCCGCUAAGAAUGAAUAUUUCUAUGCGUUGUGUUUCAUUUAGGUGAGCCAUAUUUUAGUAUUCAAAAGUAAAAAUUACAAUUGACAACUGAUGACAAUUCACAAAAUCAAAAAAUAUUUACGACAAUAAAUAUUACAGUAACUAUGCCAAUAUCACUUGCUUGAAUUAACAUUUGACAAAAAGUUUCAAUGUUUAUGAGAUAACUUUUUGUGUCCAUUAUUAUUUUUACUUAUUUUUGCUUUUAUAAGUAUUUAUUUCAGAAAGUCAUGGCAGGAACCGAUGGAUGGCAUUUGAAACAUUUAAUUUAAAAUAAUUAUUAUGCAUAAUUUGGUUACUUUAAAGGAUGUUAUGAAUUAAAUCAUUAGUUAUAAUUUGGUUGAAUUUAAAUAAAAAAAAUGUUUUUGUACCCUUAAAAAAAUAUUUUAGUUACAAAUGUAAUGUCGUUAAAUAGAGAAUUAAAUUCUCCUUCAAAUAAGGGGUCGCAUUAUACCCAUUUCUAUUUAAAAAAAUUAACGAUUACGUCACUACACCCACACCGGUGACGUCAUCCUUACUCCAUGUACGUUAUAAGAUGGGUAUUUUAUAACAAAAAUCGACCUGUUUCGGGAUUACCCUCAAAACUCGACGGUUCUCGAAAUAAUGAUAAUAUUCCAUAAUUUAGCCGUUCACUGUAUAAAUAGUUAUUCAUUAAAUACUUCUCCUCUAUUAUCUACUAGAUAGAUAUUUCAUUACUGAUAGUGUAAAUGUUUCAACCCAAUUUUUAAUCAAAAUUACGUGCAAUAUUUUUGCUAAUUUUAAGUAUACAAACAUGAGAUUUGAAAUAUGUUGGUGUUUUAAUGCAACAAUAAGUUUUUAAAUAGUUUUAAUGUUGUUUCAACUGUUGGUUGACUGGUAAUAUGUAACAAAUAACUCAAAAAGUUUUAAAAUAAUUAAAAUGUGAUUAACGCUAAAUUUGGUUUUUUAUUUUGCUUUUUAUUUAACAUGUUAUCUCUUCUUCUUCCCCUUUAUAAGCAAUUCUUCUUGUUAAUUGGCAGGUUGAUACCUCUAUGGAAGGUUGUCACUCUACCUUUUACGCGAUCAUCCGAUACUUGUACCUAUUGGUGAUUUAUCUCUUAUUAUUUUAAUCACACGGGUCUCCCGCAUUCUGUUUAUGUGGUUAUUUCAUUCUUUUUUUUUUCUGUUUAGUGUUUAUUCAUUACAUUUUCUUCUAAUGUCUUCGCUUCUCUUACGAUCAGCGUAAAAAACACAUGUUUCUUUCGGUUAAAACACAUAUUAAGUUACAAAACCUUCUAUUUUCUUUGUUUCUAAAGAUAUCAGAGAAAUUAAGGAAACAAAAUGUUCACAAAACAUAAGACUACAAUAUGAUUCCGAUGUAUACUGAGAUUUUUACUUCGUCCUCCCUACAGGGUGUCUCAAAUUUAACAUAAGAAAAACAUUUAUUUUCUUCCACCCGGUAUAGGCACAAAAAGAAGUUUGAGUAAACAUUUGCAUAACUGUCUAACUAAAUAAUAAAGAAAAAUCUAAAAUAAUAAAAAAAAUAGCGGAAUCCGUUAAUCUGUUCACGAAACUAAAAAUCAACUAUGAAAAUGAGUAUAAUUUUGUGUAUCAUUAACUUAUGCCUCGCAGAUUUUCAUAAAGAAAUUAAGAUUUUCAUUUUGUCAUCGUUUUGCUGCAAACUGUCGAGUUGUUUUGUUAUUUUUUUACAUAUAAAUAUAACUUAAUGCAUUUAGUUUUGAAAUUAUUUAAUGAUGCUAUUGUUGUAUUGCAAACUCCGUCCCCAACUUAUAUUUGGGUAGUAUUUAUUACUUUGUUAACAUUGUAAAUUAUGUCGAGUGAUAUUAUUUUAGUAUUACUGGUUGUAUAUAUCAUUGGGUUUACUUAUAUUAUUCAAAGACCAAUUUUUGGUACUUCUUACUGUACUUAAUGAGAUGUAAUAUAUCGCGAAUGGGUAUUAUUUUCGAAUGAAAUAUUAAGAAUGAUGGGAUUAGUUGUUAUGUAGAUAAUUAUCUCCUUAUUUCUUUUAAUAAAAAUAAUAUCUAUC